This is a messenger RNA of Papilio xuthus (Asian swallowtail), 1882 nucleotides long. RefSeq names its product zinc finger protein 771. Gene Ontology annotation, molecular function: DNA-binding transcription factor activity, RNA polymerase II-specific; zinc ion binding. Gene Ontology annotation, biological process: regulation of transcription by RNA polymerase II. The transcript has 6 exons. The coding region runs from base 101 to 1378 and encodes 425 amino acids. Gene Ontology annotation, cellular component: nucleus. The record is from RefSeq and is a predicted model, not a curated record. Lineage: Eukaryota; Metazoa; Arthropoda; Insecta; Lepidoptera; Papilionidae.
UGAUUGAUUCUCAUAUUUAGAGAAAUCUUUUCGUAUUAAUAAUUAAUAAUUUUAUUUUAAACCGACUUCCUAACAAAGAUCGAAGUCAGUUGAUGCAAUAAUGGCAAUGGAUAUUACAAAAUUAUGUCGAAGUUGCAAGAAAGAAGUCGCGUCUUGGGAAAAGGAAAAUUUUGAUGCGCAAGUUGUGAAAAUGUUUUGUUUUUCCACAAAUAUUGAGAUUACUGAAGGGGACAAACUACCAAAGCAAUUCUGCUAUGAUUGCGUAAUAAAAAUUGAGUCUUCAUACACAUUUAUUAAGGAGGCUCAAAAUGUAAAUGUUACUUUGAAAAACAUGGUGUCAAGAAGAGAAAGAAGUAUAAUUGUCGAGUUAGAAAACAGCACCAGGCCGACAACGGGACCAUCUACUUCAAAAAAUCAUCUAAAUCUUACACUGCCUGAUUAUAAGCUAUCUAGUACAAUAGAGAGCUCUGAGGAACCAUUAUUAAUAAAUAACACAAAUGAAUCUAUAGAUUUAACGAAUGAUAAUAUUCCUCCAGAUCCAAAAACUCAAAAUUUGAUCAACAAUCCACCUGAGUCUAAUGUAGAGUCAAAAGAUAUAAAACAUGACAAAAACCAAGCUGGCGAUGAGAAACAUAUGUGUACUACCUGCAAAAAAAGUUUUACAUCUCAGGUGUGGCUUGCUAAGCAUAUGGAAAAGGAGCAUUCUGGUCAAGAAUACCACUGUACACAAUGUAAUAAAACAUUCACUAAACCAUCUCAGCUGGCAUACCAUGCCACAACCCACUCGAAUGAGCGCAAGUUUGGCUGCAAUUUGUGUAAUAAGACGUUCAAGAGAUUGAAGCAACUGACCGUACAUGUACGGUCACAUUCCGAUGAAAGGCCAUACUGCUGUGAUAAAUGUCAAAAGAGGUUUAAACUAAAAAGUAUAUUAAAGUGCCAUAUGAACGUUCAUGAAGGGCGUAAGCAGUACCUAUGCAACUACUGCGGAUGGGCGUUUGCACAGGCCGGAAACUUGUCCGUGCACAUCCGGCGACACACAGGAUGUCGGCCACACGCAUGCGGGGAGUGCGAGUACCGUGCGGCGGCAGGCGCUGCGCUGCGCCGGCACGCCCGCAGACACCGCCCCGAAGUACCCGCACCAACACUGCUCUGUGCGCAUUGCUCACAGCAGUGCAAGGACUCUAGUGCUCUGGCGCGUCACAUGCGCACGCACACAGGCGAGCUGCCGUACCAGUGCGGGCGAUGUCAGCGCGCAUUCUCCGACAGCUGGAAGCGCAAGACGCAUCUCAUGCGCGCGCACGGUCUCGCGCUCCAUGAAAUCCCUCGUCUCAGCAGGGACGGCACCCCGUACCAGCCGCAACUAUCCAAACAUAUUUAAACCCCACACUCACAUGGGGAUGGCACCCCGCACACACCUACACAUAGCAUCCUGCACACACCUUGAGACUGCACUCCACAAUGCCACCACUACCCGUAUACCCGUAGGCAACAGUAAGGGUAGUUGGAUAUAGUUGUAAAUACCCGUAAACUGUAGUAAAGUAUAUGUGAUUUUGUCUAUACAUAGGAAUGUAAGGUAAUGAUAGGUUUCAAAAGCUAUUACAUUAAAUGAAAGUAGAUAUUAUACUUGUUACCAGAUUUUUUGAAAAAUCUGAAUGUAAUGUAAAAUGUAGGAUGAUACAACUAAUCUAGAUAUUAGAGUAUACUCUAUAAAAAAAUUAUAUUUUAUCUGUGUUACAUCAAAAUAUAUUAUCUCUCUUAGAUUAACAUGUUAAGAAUAAUCAAUUAAGGAUGUAUGUAAGAUUGUAAGCUAACAGAGCUUUAGAUAUUUCUUUGCAAUAUGUUGCAUAAAAAUGCAAAUAUUUGGUUAUAUUUUAUUUACUAA